This is a messenger RNA of Oncorhynchus keta (chum salmon), 11613 nucleotides long. RefSeq names its product RING finger protein 150-like. The record is from RefSeq and is a predicted model, not a curated record. The transcript has 7 exons. NCBI's taxonomy places the organism in Eukaryota, Metazoa, Chordata, Actinopteri, Salmoniformes, Salmonidae. The coding region runs from base 317 to 1621 and encodes 434 amino acids.
CUUCGUGAUCCCCGCCCAGGUCACAUGUUUAGAAAGCUUGUCCAGCUGACUGAUAACAACAUUGCAGGCCGGUCGCUUAGGUAGCAGUAGGCAGGGUGGAGAAGCACGCCUACAACCAACUGUUUAAAAAAAAUUCUGUCAACAAACAGAAGCUACCUUUAACCAGUUGGUUUGCUACAUCACUUUUCAAGUAUUUCAACUUCAGGGUAGUCCGAAAUCGUAGUCGUCGAGCUUGGAAAGGGGGGAGGCUACCAGCGAGAGGCAGCUUUUAGGCUUGGUGGGAGAGGGAAACAUUCGCUAUAUCCUCGGACUGAACAUGGCAAUGUCCCUCAUCCAAGCCAGCCGCAGUCUAGCUCUAUCAACAUGGCUGCUAUCCUUUUGCUUCGUGCAUUUGCUGUGCCUGGACUUUACGGUGGCGGAGAAAGAAGAAUGGUACACCGCGUUUGUCAACGUUACUUAUGUGGAUCCCGUGACUUCAGAAAUCAAAACAGAGAAGACUGAGUGUGGAAGAUAUGGCGAGCACUCCCCCAAGAAAGAAGCAAGAGGGCAAGUGUUGAUGCCUUUGCUUUUGCAAGAGAGACAAGCUUGCGACCCGAACGCUAAGUAUCCCCUGCCUUAUCAAAACAAUGCUUGGAUGGCGUUGAUAGCUGCGGGGAAUUGUACAUUCAGAGAUAAAAUUCGCAACGUCGCUGCACUCCACAACGCAUCUGCAGUCAUAAUUUAUAACGUGGGCUCCACUAAUGUCAACGAUACCAUAACAAUGCCUCAUCAAGGUACGGGGGAUAUCGUGGCGAUCAUGAUUCCGGAACCCAAGGGUCGGGAGAUCGCUGCUCUACUAGAACGCAACGUCACGGUGACCAUGCACAUCACCAUAGGAACGAGGAACCUUCAGAAGUAUGUGAGCAGAACGUCGGUGGUGUUUGUCUCCAUCUCCUUCAUCGUCCUGAUGAUCAUCUCCCUGGCAUGGCUCAUCUUCUACUAUAUACAGCGGUUCAGAUACGCCAACGCUCGCAACCGCAAUCAGAGACGUCUCGGAGACGCAGCCAAGAAGGCCAUCAGUAAGCUCCAAGUACGAACCAUCAGGAAAGGAGACAAGGAAACGGAGUCUGACUUUGACAACUGUGCUGUGUGCAUCGAGGGCUAUAAAGCGAAUGAUGUUGUUAGGAUAUUGCCGUGCAGACACAUCUUCCAUAAAAGCUGUGUGGACCCCUGGCUUCUGGACCAUCGGACCUGUCCCAUGUGUAAAAUGAACAUCCUCAAAGCGCUGGGAAUACCACCCAACUUUGACUGUGGGGAUGACAUUCUGCCAGACUAUGAGAUGUCAGUGGGAGGCCCGCCCACCAACGCAGUCACAGGGGCCAGAGACAUCACGGUGAACGGGGAGGAGAGCUCGGUGGUGCUGGACACGGUGGACAUGGACAGGACUAUAGGGCUGCCUCAGGUCUACCACGACGCCCACGAGACACUACCACAGGCUGGGGACAGCCGACACAUUGCCAGCAGUGAGCACCAGCCCCCGCUGAGCAGCGACUCGGACACCUCCCUUAUCUUGGCUGUGGAGGUGGGUCUGUCCGACAUGGAGCUCUCCCUCGGGCACGACCGUGACGAGGUCAAGUCCUGAGCCAAUCAGAGCCAAGUAGGAAGGAAGCUCACGGGUUCGACAUGGAGAUGAGAAACGGGACCGAAGGGGCAGCGCCUGGCCCCCUGAUGGGAGGUAGUGGCUCCAAAUAAAUAAGAGACAAGCAAGCAAUAGAACCCAUAGCAGUGCAACACACCUAUCUGUCCCCACUGCCUCAUCUACAGGGUCCUCCUGUCCUUCCUCCCUUUUCUGACUGCUGUCACGUUCAGUACCCAUGGAAACCAGGCAGCCAAUCACAGCUCUUGUCAUUAGCCUCUGGACUGGGUGUAUAGUUUAGCACCUCUGUUAGUUGUCUCCAUGUCACCAUCACUUUAUUGACUCUUUGGACAUGUGACAUUUUGAUUUCUUUCUACGAGAUCAUCACUGCCAACGUAUCCCAGAAUGAAACACGGAAAUCUUUACACCUCGUUAUAGGAGUAUCUAUUUAUACUGUGUAUGGUCAAUAUAAGCCUCCUGCAGCAUGGGCUUUGAGUGUCGAAAAUAGUUAGUGCGUGUUCUGAGUGACCAGCAUUUACUUGUGGUAAACUUGAAGCUGAUGUUUUUUCACCAUCUCUGCUUGAAAUUAUUUCCAUAACAUUCAACACUGUUGGUAUUGUAGCAUUUAUACUAUGCACAUGUUGUCAAGCAUUUCUGAAUAUCCGAUUGUUAAAUUGCAUCUUUAUCCUUAAUUUAGGGGUCUUUAGGACUAUCGUUUAUUUCCACUUCUGAAGUACUGUACACCAUGUGUUGUGGGGAUCAACUACGAGUUUGUUUUACCACACCAGUUGACAAUCACAGCCCACAGUAAUGGAGAUUUGUAGUGAUGACAUCAGCUACAGCCCUGUUUCAAACUGCUAAAGCUUUAUUAGCACCGCCAGUAACACCGCACAGGAGGCAAUAGUAGUGGCUGUUUGUUCAUGAAGAACAGAUGGGAAUUUAAUUCCAUUUUAAUGUCAUGUCAUCUCCCAGUCGAGCCACCCAAUAGCAUGUGGUGAAAUCUUCUGUUACCUAACAUAACGUGUGUCUGCAGUGAUGUGCAUUUGCUCUGUGCCAAGUUCUUGCAGUUUUUGUUUUUUGUAUUGAUGUUGCUUCUGUUUCUAGAAGCCAAAGCAAGAUGGCAUUGUGGGUGUUGUUGAGUUCACCCAUUGGUUGGAUAGUGAAAAGCACAUCGAAGUUGUCUGUUGAUAAAAGUAAAUGACAUUUGACUAUAUCUGAACUCGGUGUAUUAGAUAGCCCCUAGUCUGAGACAUCCCAGACCUAGGGCAACCGCACUAGUAUGCUGGAACAUUGGUACAUUGUGGGAAGCAACUGGUCCAUCUAGAGAGACUAGAUAGCCCCUUGGUGAAGGAAUACCAUGCAUUGGUUGUGGCUUUGGUUGACUGUGAAUUCAUUAUGAAAGAGUUGACUAAACCCUGUUGCAGAUAGUUUGUACCUCCUUAGUCAUUUCUUCUGAGGAUAAAAUGUUUUCUUUUUUUCCUAUGAUGAAUUCCAAAAUGGCAGUUUUUUUUGUACAUUCGUCGUGUAGGGAAACGAAAGUCUGACGAACAGCAUUUAUUUUAGUAUGAAAAUAAGUUUAUUUUUGUAAGAAAAAGAAAAUGGAGGUAAAUGUUUACAGUCCAGGAGAAAUGGAGUAAGAGAAUAGUUGCCUGGUUUCAAGAGCUCACUGGUAAUGCUAAUGCAUUUUGAAUUACAUGUAUUAAUUCAUGGUUUAUGUCCUUCCUCCCCCGAUUUUGAUUACUGCUCUGUUUGUAUCAAAGGCCAUUUUUUUAUUUGAGUUUGAUUCCUGUCUCUUUUGGAGUCCCCUCAAGGUUCUCAACACAUUAAUUUAUUUACAAAUGUGUACUUUCAUCCUUAACAUAUGAUAAUCUUAUAUUACUUUAAUAUGCAACUUAGAUUAGAUUUUCGGGCUAAAAUCUGCAUGAAAUGGCACAAGGCCACUGUUUUCAUGGAGCAUCUACUAUUUGAUACUGCGUUUCUCUUUAAUCAUUGGAAUCUUUAGGCCGCCAACCAAUCAACAACCAAUCAACUCCCAGUUAUGUAAGAAGCUCAUAUUACCCAUAACCCCCACAUGUCCAUGUCAAUUAGAGAAGGAUUACAGAAUCUAUGGGAGAAUGUUGAAAUCUCCCAUGCUUAUGCAUUAGGUACAUCUGUAUGCCCUCCUAGUGUGUCAGACUCCUUACAUUUAGCUUUGUUUUGCAGUAUCAGUUUGUGAAAUACACUACAUUUGUGUGAUUAAUAUUGUAUAAGCGUCAUAAAUGUAUAUUUGAUUAAUCGACUGAAUGGAGACUGAAGAGUGAUGCAUUGAACAUGCCUCAGUUAAAAGCAUAUUCUUCUCAGUUAUGGUCACUUUUUGCGUUCCGAUUCUCCACACUUCUCACUAAGUGUGCACACUUCACGUAAUGGAUUUUAUAAUGGUGGAAACGCCCUCCAGCCAAUGUUUACACAAAUCCAGUGCUUUUAAAUCAGUGAUGGGAACUGCACGGUAUGGGAGAAGGGAAGAGAAUGAGGAUUGAGUCAUGGAGGUGUUAAGUGCGCCACCAUAACUCAUGGUAUCCUUGGCCAGAAUACUAGAGAUCCAUUAAAAUAUGCUAGUCUCAUCUAGCCUCUCCACACACAGCUAUACAGUUGAUACUAUGGGCUGAGGGCCCUAGAAACAACUAACAGCAUUUGAUUUCCCUCUGGGGGUUGGUUUCACACACACACCACACCACACAGUUUCCAUGUGCCCAUUUGUUUGUAUUGCACAGGGGGACAAGAUAAGAGGAAGCAAUUAAGCUCGGGGGGCAUUUUGUACCAGAAGGAGGGUUUUGAUAGGUACUGAUUGUACUGUGUGUGUUUGUCUGACAUCUUCACUUGUGUGAAGCCAGAACAUUUAAAAGCCUUUAAUUGCUUCCUGUUUCAUGUAAGGGGUCGUGUUUAAUUGACUUCACUUCCUGAAAGGUCAUUCUCUCAUUCUCAAACUUCUUACGUCCACUUAUUCCAACAACUCUUUUUUUAAUGACCAUGAAGAAGCAAUGGCCUUGAUUUGAACGUAAUUUGAAUGAAUAUCUGUGAUAUUCGUAAUGAACACAUAGAAACCGCCGUGUUCUUCCAAAUAUAAAGUAAUGAAUGCACAUAUUAUAGUCUUAUAGUAGGUUAUAGUUUACCCCAAUGAUGGUAUAAUUAUGUCAGGUAUACAUAAGAUUACAUAAUAGAAACUCAUCAUUUAAAUAUAGCUUUUAGUUCCCUGUCUUUAACUGGUUGUGUACUACCUAGAAUGCACUUUUUCACUUGAAGGAGAGUUCUGUAUACUACAACGAAAUGGCACAAAACAUCUUUUGAAUAAGGUUGACCUUAAAUGCGGUUGACAGUUGACACAACCAUGUUUUUAAGAGAGAGGGCUACAAUAUUGGAAAUGGCACAUUACAUAAUUGUCACUGUAUAUGUGCUGUUUAAGAGUCUGUGUUAUUUUAUCUAGACUUGUAUACCAGCUGUGGGUUUGGGGAAUGUUAUGAAAAUGUUAUGCUAUAUCUAGCAGAACUCUACAGUAUUGCUAUUUUGUUAUAUAGAGGAAUAUGUAAAUAUUUUUGGCAGUGUUAAUGAUAUACAGUACAGUUCUAUAGUACAAUGUUGCAUGUGUGUGAGUCAAUGAUUGUGAGGUACAAUACAUUUUAUUGCAAGUUUUUCCAACUGUGGUGAAGCUGUCUGGUUUCUAUUUCGUUAUUGUCAAUAAUGUCUAUGUCAACCCUCUCUGAUACCGUUAGGGUGAGCCAAUGCUAUUGAAAUGAUUUAUUCUGACAUGAUUCAUUGGCCAAUAUGUAAAUAACCAUCAUAUGUUCCAACGAUAUAAGCUGGUCUCUGCUGUAUCGUUACGAUAUGCACACUAGCAUACUACACUACAUGGCCAAAAGUAUGUGGACACUUUCAAAUGAGUGGUUUCUGUCACACCCAUUGCUGACGGGUGUAUAACAUCGAGCACCCACCCUUGCAAUCUCCAUAGUCAAACAUUGGCAGUAGAACGGCCCAUACUGAAGAGCUCAGUAACUGUCAACGUGGCGCCGUCAUAGGAUGCCACCUUUCCAACAAGUCAGUUUGUCAAAUGUCUGCCUUGCUAGAGCUGCCACGGUCAAUUGUAAGCCUAUGAUCACAAUGCCAAGCGUCGUCUGGAGUGGUGUAAAGCUUGCCGCUAUUGGACUCUGGAGCAGUGGAAAUGCGUUCUCUGGAGUAAUGAAUUAUGCUUCACCAUUUGGCAUUUGACGGACAAAUCUGUGUUUGGCGGAUGCCAUCGCACCCUCUCACAUAGCAUUGUAAUUUGAGCCACCUAAUACAAUUAGUUACACUUUUUUAUUUAACGAGGCAAUUCAGUUAAGAACAAAUUCUUAUUACAGUGACGGCUUACCCCGGCCUAACCCAGACGAUGCUAGGCCAAUUGGGCACCGCCCUAUGGUACUCCAAAUCACCGCCAGUUGUGAUUAAGCCUGGAAACAAACCAGGGUCUGUGGUGACGCCUCUAGCACUGAGAUGUAGUUCCUUAGACCAGUGCACCACUCAGGAGUCCGACACAUAAGAAUGGCUUUCUGGAAAGGAGAACCAGGUGGGAACUUUUAGGGCACUCAUGGGAGGACAGGGAUACUUCUAGUGGAAAGAAUGAGAGAUAAUUAUGUUUUAGUACUACUUAGCCUACAUUGGAACACCGCUAAAACUCAUGUGUAAGUGAUUACUGUUAAGAUAUUUUAUCAAGGUUUAACAUGAAUGAUUAAAUAAUUCUACUCAGAAACUUAACCAGUAGGGAUUAGAGGUUAUGUAGCAUGGAUAAGGGGUAAUUGGAAAUGAUAACCAUUGUGGAAGAAGGAAUGUAUGUGUGUGUGUCUAAAGUAAGCAAAGAGGUCAUUAACCUAUGUUUGAACCGACUCAGCUUUAACUCUGUGGCGAUCAAAUAAGACAGCGAGAGCCCCUCCAGGUUUUCCUUAUCUGGAACUGUCUGCUAAGUGGUAAUAAACUAUGGUGAGACAUCAGGAGUUAAUCCAGAGACAGUGUGUCAGGUAUGGGUGCUAGUGAGUUGGAAUUAACUUUUGAACCUGCUUUGUCCUGGUCGAGAGGAGGAGAUACAUGUUAUAACCUAUGACGUCAUAUGUGAUAUAUAAGCUGUUGUACAUGGUUCUAUGAGCAGCGCUCUCGAGAAUAAAUGCUAUUGGCUCAUUUUGGUAGACUGGCCUCUUUCUAUUUUAUGCAAAUAAGGAUCUUACAAAUUCUUAGAAACAGACAGUGAUUUUAAUUGAAUUGGUUAAUGAACACAUAUAGGAAUUGUUAAAUUCCUUUGACAAUUUGGUCCUUCGCGCGGAUUUCCAAAAUCUGUCCCUGUCGUCCGAAGGUAGCACGCCGAAAACAGGCCGGUAUAAUAUCUAAGGCCAACAGAGACGGUGACGGAAUCUCACAAACAUUGCUUUUCCCAGUAUACAAGACAAUGGUAAAUGGUCUUUAUUCUCGAAUUUGGGGGGAAUGAUUUAAGAUAUCUUUGAUUUGAUGUUCUAAAAAUGUUUAGAAUUGAUCAACAAUAGGAGCUUCAUUAUUCCAAACAGAUAAACAGGGUUUUGUAUGACCAUUAUACACAGUUGUAACAGGUCCGCGAUGACCUGAGGUAAGCUGCGCUACCAUAAAUAAAACUAAACUUAAUAACAGAGGCCCAUUCGCCUGAGAUUAAGCCGGGAUACUAAAUGGGUGUUGUUAGGUAGGACGGAUGUCUUGUACAAAUAAUAACUAACAGGAUAAUUUAACCUACUCAACACUUGGAUAGUGUCCAAAAAGUAGGAGAGGGAAGCCUAAAGUAGUGAAUGGAGAUACGAGAUAUUGGUGUACUUUAAAAUUCCUCCGACACAACCUGAAAUAAGAGGUUAACUAGGGAUUUAUGACCCCUGGGUAAUGGCUUAUAGUUGUAUAGGUAUGACCUAAUAUCCGAUCGACAGUCAACGCUAUAGAUAAAGUUUCCAGAAAGGAGAAAACACAAAUAGAAAUCCAUACACAUAGAUGGUAAGCAUUUAAUGGCUUGAAUAUGCCUUCAAUUGAUACAGACUCCCAUGACUGUCUAGAAGAAGAAUUUACGCCUGAGGAGAUUGCAACAGCAGUGCCCGCAAUGAAAAGUGGUAAAUCAACGGGUCCGGACUGUUUUCCAACCAAAUUUUACAGGACGUCUUCUGGUCUGCUUUGCCCAUACUUGUCUCGACUGUUUGCAGAGUGCCUUAAUACUUCAAAGCUACCACCUAGUCAUUAUCAGGCUUCAAUUACAUUACUAUUAAAGAAAAACAAAGACCCCCUGGAAUGUGGAUCCUAUCGCCCAAUCUCGCUUUUAAACUGUGAUUACAAAAUCCUAGCUAAGCUUUUAGCCAUCCGUAUGGAAGGCUUGCUGCACCAAGUAAUACACUCUGACCAGACUGGCUUUGUGAGAAACUGGCAUUUAUUUUUCAAUAUUAGGCGCCUUAUGAAUAUACUGUACUCCCCAGCGUCGGAGGACCCGGAGGUGGUGGUCUCACUUGAUGCGGAAAAAGCAUUUGACCGCGUUGAGUCGGAUUACCUAACAGCUGCCCUUUAUAGAUUUGGCUUUGGCCCAAAAUUCAUUGUGUGGAUAAAGAUUCUUUAUUUUUCUCCCAUGGCUUUGGUACGGACUAAUAACUUGUCCUCUGACUAUUUUCCCUUGCAUUGCGGAUCCAGACAGGGUUGUCCACUCUCCCCCUUGUUGUUUGCUUUGGCAAUUGAGCCUCUCGCCAUUGCACUACGCUCUAAUGAUGCCAUUCAAGGUAUAACCAGGGCGGGCUUGGAGCAGAAAGUCUUGCUAUAUGCUGACGACCUCCCUCCCUCUCCAACCCCGAUACCUCAUUGCCACGUGCGCUAUCUGUUCUUAAAAAGUUUGGAUCAAUCUCAGGGUACAAGCUGAAUCUAGGCAAGAGUGAGCUUUUUCUGGUAAACAAGGCUGUUUUAAAGUGCUCUUUUACAAAUUCUCAGUUUAGGAUUGUCCGGGAUCAAUUCACCUACUUGGGAGUUAAAGUGACAAGGAAAUAUUCCAAUUUGUUUCAGGAAAACUUUGUUGCUCUAGCAGACAGUUUGAAACAAUCUUUUACUUUUUGGAAUUCGCUACCCCUUUCUCUUAUCGGAAGGAUUAAUGUCAUUAAAAUGACUGUGUUGCCCAAAUGUUUAUAUUUAUUUAAAUGUUUACCCAUUUUUAUUCCAAAAUCUUUUUUUAUUUCACUGGAUCAAACAUUCAUGCAUUUUAUUUGGGAUGGCAAGGUACCACGGAUUGGUAGAAAACAUUUACAGAAGCCUAGGUCAUUGGGGGGUUUAGCUCAACCAAAUUCUCAGACAUACUACUGGGCUGCAAAUUUCAGAGCCGUUCUGUACUGGCUGCAGACAGAUCCUACUGGCCCUAGACCACUCUGGGUCCAGAUAGAGUCUGAAUCGUGUAAACCUGCAGCACUUUCCUCUGUGUUGUGCUCGUCUCUCCCAGUGUCCCUAGGCAAAAGGUGUGUCAACCCAAUUGUAAAGCAGUCUCUUAAAAUGUGGAAUCAGUUCCGUUUAGCCUUUAGCCUCCGAGGCUGUUCUCUAUCAGGCCCAAUCAAUCAGAACAUUUUAUUUCCUCCAUCUUUGAAUGAUGGGGCUUUUGGCAUUUGGCACUCACUAGGCCUCUCCUCGCUAGCCCAAUUAUUUUUUUGAUGAUACAUUUGCCUCUUUUUCUCAGCUGCAGGAAAGGUUAAAUCUCCCCCAAUCCCACUUUUUCCGCUAUCUCCAGACUAGAAACUUUGUCAGAGCUAACACACCUGGAUUUCCCCAUAGGCCUGCGAACACAGCUAUAGAGAGCAUCUUGGAGCUGAACAAGCUUCCUAGGGGCACAAUUUCAGAUGUAUAUGCAAUCAUUCAUGACCUACAGAACCCUUCUUCUUCUUCUUUCUUUCUUUCUUUAAAGACUUGAUGGGAAAAGGAUUUGGGGGAGGAACUUGGGGAAGACGCCUGGGAAUCUGUGCUGCACAGGGUGCACUCGUCCUCUUUUAGCACUAGAUACAGCCUCAUUCAAUUCAAGGUGGUUCACCGUAUCCACUGGUCGGGGGCCAAACUUGGAAGAAUAUUCUCUGAUUUUGAUCCUACCUGUGUCAGAUGUAAAGUGGAACCAGCCACACUGUUGCAUAAGUUUUGGGGCUGUCAUAAACUGUCAGGUUUCUGGGAAUUAAUAUUUAAAUAUUUCUCUGAUAUAUAUGACACUGUUAUAGAUCCGUCUCCCCUUAAAGCCCUUUUUGGAGUACUGCCCAUAUGUACCCCCCUAUCAAGAAUCCAGUCGGACACUGUUGCUUAUACAACUCUUUUGGCUAGACGGCUAAUACUACAGAACUGGAAGAUGGCAGCUUAUAAAUAUCUUAUAAAUAUUGGGUGAGAGAUGUGUUGUGCUCUCUGAAACUAGAAACAUUUCAAUUCAAUUCACCGUGGGAACCCCAAACUGUUUAAUGAGGCUUGGGCUCCAUUCUGGUCUUACUUUAAACAGUCCAUUACUCUGAAUGGCAUUCCAAUUAAAUACAUUAAAAUUAAAUACAUUUCGUUCACACCUACAUGAAUAAUCAUUUUUUUAAAUUUAUUUUAAAGCAUUGUAAACUUUAUUUUUGGUCCAGUGGAUGGUUGGUUUGUGGCCAUGACUGUCUGUGAGUGGUUGCAUUUCUCCACCCUUAUCCCUUGACUGUUUACAGGAACAAUGGUGAGGUGUUUGCUCUGUCCCUGUACUAUAGAUUGCCCUUUAACCUUUGUAGCCUUCUGCCUGGUGUGUUUAACUUGUCUAAAGUAUGGUAUCUUUAAAGCUAUUUUUUUAUUUGUAUUUUUUUUUCUAGUUGAGUAUAUUAUUCAUAUUGCUUUGUGUUGUCCUGUCUGUGUGUGUGUGUGUAAAACUUAAUAAACAGAGUUUAAAAAAAGAAGAAAAAAAAUAAAAUACAUAUCCUUGCUUCUGGCGCUGACCUACAGGCAGUUAGAUUAGGGUAUGUCUUCAGGCGAAAUUUGAGAACAAAGGGAUGCAGCCAUAACAGGUUAACCUAUGUUUGAACCGACUCAGCUUUAACUCUGUGGCGAUCAAAUAAGACAGCGAGAGCCCCUCCAGGUUUUCCUUUUCUAGAACUGUCUGCUAAGUGGUAAUAAACUAUGGUGAGACUUCAGGAGUUAAUCCAGAGACAGUGUGUCAGGUAUGGGCUCUAGUGAGUUGGAAUUAACUUUUGAACCUGCUUUGUCCUGGUCGAGAGGAGGAGAUACAUGUUAUAACCUAUGACGUCGUAUGUGAUAUAUAAGCUGUUGUACAUGGUUCUAUGAGCAGCGCUCUCGAGAAUAAAUGCUAUUGGCUCAUUUUGGUAGACUGGCCUCUGUCUAUUUUAUGCAAAUAAGGAUCUUACAAAUUCUUAGAAACAGACAGAGUGAUUUUAAAUGAAUUGGUUAAUGAACACAUAUAGGAAUUGUUAAAUUCCUUUGACCAUUACACUGAACAAAAAUAUAAACGCAACAUGUAAAAUGUUGAUCCCAUGUUUCAUGAGCUGAAAUAAAAUAUUCCAAAUGCUCCAUAUGCACAAAAAGCUUAUUUUAUUGAUUAAACAGCAUGAUCAUUACACAGGUGCACCUUGUGCUGCAGUCAAUGUUACCCAUUGAGUGUGUUUGGGAUGAUCUGGAUCGACGUGUCAGCGUCGGAUCAGCGUGUUCCAGUAUUCAGCAACUUCGCACAGCCAUUGAAGAGGAGCGGGACAACAUUCCACAGGCCAAAAUCAACAGCCUGAUCAACUUUAUGCGAAUGAGAUGUGUGGCGCUGCAUGAGGCAAAUGUUGGUCACACCUGAUAUGGACUGGUUUUCUGAUCCACACCCUUACCUUUUUUUAAAGCUAUCUGUGACCAACAGAUUCAUAUCUGUAUUCCCAGUCAUGUGAUAUCCAUAGAUUAGGGCCUAAUGAAUUUAUUUCAAUUGACUGAUUUCCUUAUGUGAACUGAAACUCAGUAAAAUUGUUGAAAUUGUU